Molecule: messenger RNA, 417 nt
Organism: Melitaea cinxia (Glanville fritillary)
Lineage: Eukaryota; Metazoa; Arthropoda; Insecta; Lepidoptera; Nymphalidae
Exons: 3
Coding region: 102-290 (62 amino acids)
Source: RefSeq, a predicted model, not a curated record
CCCUAUAUAAUGCCUCUGUCUUCCGCAGAUCAGCACAGUUGCACUCAGAAGGCUUUUGAGCAGUUCUAGUGAAAUCUACCAAACAUCUCCUUGCCAUCAUAAUGAAAUUCUUCGUGUUCUUCUUCCUCUGCUGUGUUGCUCUGGCGGCUGCAGCCCCCCAGUUUAUCGCCUGGCCCGGCUACCUCGCCCCUGCUGUCGGUUCUAGGACCGUCGUAGCUGGACCAACCGUUGUGAACGGAUUCGAUGGGCUUGGUCGGUUCGUCCAUCCUGGCUACGUCGGGGUGAUCUAGACCUAGGUCUUAUUAGGACCUAUAGCCAGCUAGACAACCAGCUUUACACCUGUCUGGACACUACCGAAGUUAUUGGCGUAUCUAAAUUGUUAUGUAUACAUAGUUCAAUAAAUGCACGCUCAUUUUA